Molecule: messenger RNA, 504 nt
Organism: Saitoella complicata NRRL Y-17804
Lineage: Eukaryota; Fungi; Ascomycota; Saitoellomycetes; Saitoellales; Saitoellaceae
Product: 4'-phosphopantetheinyl transferase
Exons: 1
Coding region: 1-504 (167 amino acids)
Biological process (GO): fatty acid biosynthetic process
Molecular function (GO): magnesium ion binding; holo-[acyl-carrier-protein] synthase activity
Source: RefSeq, a predicted model, not a curated record
AUGAUCCGCGGUAUCGGAACAGACAUCCUCCGUAUCGUCCGCCUGCAAGAAUUAUACAAGAAAUACCCCUCUGCCCUACCAAAACGAAUUCUCCGACCGAACGAGCGAAAACAACUGGGGCUAUACAAUCAAGAAGAUAAAACACACAGCACCAAGGCCCUGCUUUACCUAGCCUCAAUCUGGACCGCAAAAGAAGCAGUCUAUAAAGCCUUCACCCCCUCCCGACACCUAACCUGGCAAGACGUCGAACUAAACUACAAACCCUCCGAUCCUUCUCUCAGAUGGACAUCAUCACAAGAUAUUCAUACCAGCCAUGACCAGGGUAGGACGCCGGUGUUGAGGGUUUUCGGGGAGGAUGGGAGGGAAGAUCGGUGGGAGGAGGUACAUGUGAGUUUGAGUUGGGAUGGGGAGUAUGCUGUUGCGUAUGUUGUUAGGGAGGUGGAGGUAGAGAAUAUGACGUGGUCGGGUCCCGUUGAGACGGCGGACGAUCCGGUAGUACCAUAG